AUGGACACGACUAAAAGAGGCCACGAGACCUCCCCAGUCAAGUCGGUAACGAAGGCGUUGCUGGGAUUUGCGAAAGUCCACAGCUUUUUUCAAACACAAGUGAUUGGGCAAACUCACGAUGACAACGACAUCAUCGCCGUAAAGGUAGCCAGUGAAGGUGACCUUCCCAUUGUUCUCAUCGACUGCGGUGUUCAUGCCAGGGAGUGGAUCACCAUCUCCGCUUGCAUGUACAUCAUCAACGAGCUUGUCAGUCGCCAUCAGGAGCGAACCACAGACGUCUCUGAGAUAUUCAACUACGAGUGGCGAGUGAUCCCCUGCCUCAAUCCUGACGGGUACGAGUUCUCGAGGAAAUCGAACAGGAUGUGGAGAAAGAAUCGCUCCGUUCAAUACUCGUCCAACGGCACGAAGUGUUACGGCACUGACAUCAACCGUAACUUCGACGUGUCGUUCUGCAGCACGCCCGAGGAGGCGGAUCCCUGCAAGGAGACCUUCUGUGGAAAGGCGCCCUUCUCGGAGCCGGAGUCGCACGCCUUCCGGGAAUACGUGUCUGAAUUCCGGAACAGGAUAGCCUUCUACUUCAGCUUCCACGCUUUCGGAGACCUCUGGCUUAUCCCGUACAGCUUCCGCUCCGAGAGGCCGCCGGACUACGACGAACUGAUGGCGAGGGCAAAUCGAGCAGUCUCGGCAAUACAAGAGGUUAGCGGCACCCGCUACAAAACUGGAUCCAUAUCUUCCUUACUUUACAUCGCUCCGGGCACUGCGGUCGACUGGAUGUACGUCAAAAAGGGUGUCCGAAUGAGCUUCACCAUUGAGAUUUCUUCGGAGAAGAAUGGAUUUUUCCUUAACCAAAGCAACGUCAUCGACGUCCCGAAGCAAGCGUGGGUUGGCGUGGUAGCUACCAUUCAAUAGCAAUAAAAGAAAUUCCGAGUAAUUUGUGUGCCUGCGAAAAGCGCAUACUGUACCUUAUUGCGAUAUACUGCGCCAAUGGGUCAUGAGGACAACUAUACCCUGCUGAUAA
Messenger RNA from Rhipicephalus microplus (southern cattle tick), 1018 nucleotides. RefSeq names its product carboxypeptidase B-like. Gene Ontology annotation, molecular function: metallocarboxypeptidase activity; zinc ion binding. Gene Ontology annotation, biological process: proteolysis. Lineage: Eukaryota; Metazoa; Arthropoda; Arachnida; Ixodida; Ixodidae. The record is from RefSeq and is a predicted model, not a curated record.